This is a messenger RNA of Chenopodium quinoa (quinoa), 1094 nucleotides long. RefSeq names its product histone H2A.1-like. The record is from RefSeq and is a predicted model, not a curated record. The coding region runs from base 394 to 834 and encodes 146 amino acids. Gene Ontology annotation, molecular function: protein heterodimerization activity; structural constituent of chromatin; DNA binding. Gene Ontology annotation, cellular component: nucleosome. NCBI's taxonomy places the organism in Eukaryota, Viridiplantae, Streptophyta, Magnoliopsida, Caryophyllales, Amaranthaceae. The transcript is spliced from 2 exons.
UGAAUUGAUACGACUAUAGAGUAAACAUUACUCGGUUACUCCGUAUAAUUUUACAGUUUCGACCGUCCUUUUUAACCCAACCAAAACUUCCCUUCAAUUUUCCCAACUCCCCACAACUCGUCCUCCAAAACCUUCCCAUCCCAACCUCAAAUCCCACUGGCUAAAACCUCUCCCACACGGAUCGCCAGCGUGUCAUCCUCCCAACCGUCAGAUCAAACCCCACACAACCCACAACCAUCCGAUCCCACCCGCUCAAUUCCCCCCCAAAAAUCAACCUCAUUUCUCCCCACCUAUACAUACCACCUCAUUCACUCCUCCCACCAUUCCCAAUUUCCCACCUCCUCAUUUUCUCUCUCCUUCAUUAACAAAAAAAAACCUUCAAUUUCUUCAUCAAUGGAGUCCUCCAAAACCACCACCAAAGGCGCCGGUGGCCGCCGCGGCGGUGAGCGUAAGAAAGCCGUCCGUCAAUCCGUUAAAGCCGGCCUUCAAUUCCCCGUCGGUCGAAUCGGUCGUUUCCUCAAAAAAGGCCGUUACGCUCAACGUCUUAGCUCUGCUUCCCCCGUUUACCUCGCUGCUGUUCUCGAAUACCUUGCUGCUGAGGUGUUGGAGUUAGCAGGGAAUGCGGCACGUGACAACAAGAAGAGCAGGAUAAUACCUCGGCACGUGCUGUUGGCAGUAAGGAAUGAUGAUGAACUCGGGAAGCUUCUACAAGGUGUGACGAUUGCGCACGGGGGUGUUCUUCCUAAUAUAAACCCCGUGUUGUUGCCGAAGAAGGUUGAUAAGAAGGAAACUCCUCCUUCUCCCAAGGCUGCUAAGUCUCCCAAGAAGGCCUAAUUAUUAUUAUCAUUAAUAAUGAUUGGGUUUAUUUUAUUAACAUUAGUUAUGAAUAUUAAUGUAUGGAUGAUGGAUGUACAUUUUGGGAUUAUAUAAUAUGGUACCAAAUCUUCUAAUCUUAGGGUUAAGGUUAAUUUUGGGUAUGUAAAUCGGAAGUAAGGUAGUGCAGUUAGUUUAUGAGGAAUUAUGGGUUUAAUUUCUCCCUCCUAUUUUGCUGAACAAAUGUUAUGAUAAACGAAUUAGUAGUUUUAAUAUGCACA